Molecule: messenger RNA, 6080 nt
Organism: Fusarium verticillioides 7600
Lineage: Eukaryota; Fungi; Ascomycota; Sordariomycetes; Hypocreales; Nectriaceae
Exons: 2
Coding region: 115-1188 (357 amino acids)
Cellular component (GO): nucleus; cytoplasm
Source: RefSeq, a predicted model, not a curated record
UUUUUGUCCCCCGCACCUUGAUAACUUCGACAACUUUUUCUGCCUCCUCCUCAAUUUCAUACCUACCUACCUAGGUACCUACAUAACAACUGCGACAAACCACCAAAGACGUACAUGCUCCGUCGCCUCUUCAACACCAUGGCCGAAUCAGCAUCCAAGCGCGUCAAGACCACGGGUAACGGUCCUCUCAUUGGUACCCACAAUGGCCACUUCCACGCUGACGAGGCCCUCGCCGUCCACAUGCUCCGCCGUCUUCCUGCCUACCGCGAUGCCUCUCUUGUCCGUACGCGCGACCCUGCCGUCCUGGCUACCUGCCACACUGUUGUCGACGUUGGCGGCGAGUACGACGCUGAGAAGCGCCGUUUCGAUCAUCAUCAGCGCGGCUUCACAACCACCUUUCCCGGCCGCCCUACAAAGCUCUCCAGCGCCGGUCUUGUCUUCCUGCACUUUGGCCGCGCCAUCGUUGCUGAGCGCCUUGGACAACCCGAGGACUCCGCCGACGUUGAAUUGAUUUACAAGAAACUGUACGAGAACUUCGUUGAAGCCCUCGACGCCCACGACAAUGGUAUUUCUGUUUUCGACCCUGCUGCUGUCGCCGCUGCAGGUCUCGAGAAACGCUUUAGCGAGGGCGCCUUUGGCCUUGGUGCCAUGGUCGGACGUCUGAACCCCAAGUGGAACGACCCUACACCAUCUGAUCCCGCUGAGGCUCAGGCAGCUGAGGAUGCCAAGUUCAACGAGGCCAGCAACCGCAUUGGCGAGGAGUUCGACAGAGAUCUUGACGGCUACGCCGGUUCUUGGCUCCCUGCCCGCACCAUUGUCCAGGAAGCCUUCACCAAGCGCACGCAAUACGACGAGCAGGGCCGUCUGCUUGUCCUCGAGGGCCAGUCUGUGCCCUGGAAGGAUCAUCUUUAUGCUCUCGAGGACGGUACUCCUUCGGUGCUCUACGUUCUAUACGCUGAGAAGCCUGAGCCUGGCGCCAAGUGGCGCAUCCAGUGCGUUCCUGAGAGCAAGGACUCCUUCGUCAGCCGAAAGCCCUUACCCGAGGCAUGGAGAGGAUUCCGCGACGCUGAGCUAGAUGGCAUCAGUGGCAUUCCUGGCUGCGUCUUUGUCCAUGCAGCUGGCUUCAUUGGUGGCAACAAGACUUUCGAGGGUGCCAAGCAAAUGGCGCUCAAGGCUCUGGAUGCUUAAAGAGAGUAUCACAACCUGCAAACCAUUUAGGUUGUAUGAACAUUUCUACGAUAUCAUGGGAAAAUGCAAAACGUUCCGGGUAAUACUACACACUAAGACAAAAGGGAGAGAAGAAGAAAAAGGCAAUGGAAAUAGAAAGCAUGCUUCUGAAACGAAGCAGGCAGCUAAACGACCAAAUGAACAUGAUAACCAUUUGCGGAGAGUGUGGUGUUUCUUUCACCCUGCCGCUCUCAAACAACAUUAUCCGAUGAUUCCAGAUCGAGAUAUGUCCCCCGUGUGUGCGAGCCAGAUUGUCUGCCAAUUCCCAAACGCCAACUGUGCGAUCCUCGUAAGUCGUCAAAACCGAUUUCGCAAUCCACCACAAGCCCACGCACAAGGCUUAGUAUCAAAGAAACAAACGUUCCAUGUUCUGCGAGACAACAGUGAAGAAGUGUAAGAAGAAGAAAAACUCCCUCUCUGUUCCUGCUCCGUCGCACUUUUCUUUUAUCAUUUUCACUCGACGCUCUAUCGUCGGAUUGGGAUGCCCUCGCCGCCAGCGGCAACAGGCUCAGGUAUAGCAGCGUCUGCAUCUUUGGACUUGUCGGCAUCAUUACCGUCGGUCUCAUCAGCGCUGGUCUCGCUCUUGAGGAAGCUGCUCUCCUUAAUAGGGCUGCCAGCCUGGAUGCCGGGCACGGAGCCGUGGUGGGCGUGCUUGGGUACGCUGGCUCCGGAGCCGUUCACCGGGGAAGAGAGGUGGGGAAUGUUCUCGGGGACGGGAUGCUGAGAGCCGACGGCACCAGCAUCAACGCCGUCGCCCUUGCCGGCCUUGGACAUGGCAUAGUCGCCCGAGUCGAAGUAUUUGCGGUCCUUGAGAUGCUUGGCGAAAUGGUCGGAUCGAGAGGGCAGCUUGCCGUAGAGGCGGAAAAGUCGCUGCUCCUCAGGAGUGAGUGACUAUAACGAGGGGUUGGCGUCAGCAAAGUAGUCGGUACGAUUGAAGCUCGCGUCGGUGUAGAUGUUGUGAGGAGGGAUUGACAUUGACGGGCACCAUGGUCAUCGAGUCAUGCACAGAGGGGAGCUCGAAUCGCCUGAGGUUGGUUGGUCUCCAUGGGCAGCUUACCUUGACAUCGACCUUGUUCUUCUGAUGAGGGUUCAUGGCGAAAGAGGUAAUGCUGAUACGCUAAGGUCGAGAUCACAAGAGAAGGUGUGAGGAUCGGAUCGAAGGAAAGAUGUGUAUCCGUACAGUGCUGCUCUCUUGGUAUUUAGACAAGCAAAGAGUUCGUUUUGAAAAGGACCAAGAUCGAGCGAGAAUGGCGGGGGGAUUUAUUGGAGGAGCCACGGGCAGGGUCCUAACUCGGGUGGUAACAAUGGGUAGUAGUAGCAGUGGCAGUGGCAGUAGCGGUGGCAGCAGGGGAUUUUAGGGAUUGAUGGAUGAUUGUGCCUGAUUGGGGGGGGCUUGACAGCAGUUAGGUUGGGUAUGAUGUAGCUGCCCUGUGAGUCUGAGAGGCCAGGAGGCUUAGUGGGGUAGCGAGUUUCCGUACGAGUUACAAGGAUGCCCGCUUGUUGGCUAGGCUGUGCUGUUGGUGAGGUGUAUGAAGAUAGAGGGGCGGCGGCAUUGCUGUAUACACGUCAUAAGCGCAUGGGGUGAAACGUGGACAGCCAACUCGAAUAUUGAUGUGUGUGUACUGUACCUCUCUCUCUGUUUUCACAAAACUUGCGUCUGUCUCUUCCUUUUUAUCGAUGAUUUGUAUCUAAUGGAUGCUUAUCUUUACUCCAAAAGUGACAGCAUGUGCGUCCUGUCCCCUUUCUAUUCUUUACGUGUCGAUUCAACUACAAUUUCACUCUCCAAAGGUCAACACGUACCUAAGGUAUAAUCAGCACAUGAUAAACAGACUGUGCAUGAGUGGCGAUAUUAAUAUAGUCAACUUCUAUCAGGCUCUAGGGGAGGAAAGAAAUCCCAGGCAGGACCUUGAUCAUAAAUGACAAAAAGGCUUGGGUAGCAUGGUAUAAGUUUAGGAUACCAUUUGCUAAGUUUAUUUUGACACCCUAUCCUAAGGUCUGAUGUUUCUUGCUCCCCGAGGGAGCUGUACCAGGCAACACAGUAUCAUCGGGUAACUACAGCAAUGCAAUGAUCCGCGCUGCAUGAAUUGUAUCUGCGUCCUCGCCCCAGGCAUGACAUUGACCCGUGCUUCUUUGCUUCCUGGUUGGGCAUUGCUUAUCCAGCAGGAAUCGCAACGAGCCGUUAACAUAUACCUGUUUUAUGGGUCGACAGUGAAUUGGACGAAGGAACAUCGUCGCUAGUUAUCGAGAGUGCCGUCGACAUCUGACAGUAUAUACCCCGGCGUCACCAAGAUCGUCAGGGCGAUUUGCUCGUCCCCUGGUAGCUUGCAUUGAAGUUAACAUCCAUUGAUACCCAGUGGGUAAUCAUAAGCCACGGUCUAUGGGUUCGGAUUUGGGAACCACAAUUGGGCUGCUGGGUCCCAGACAGCAGUGCUGUCAGGCAUGCUGUACUCGAGAAUGUAGCUUGUUGCGAAAUGGGAUAUGGUUUAUGGUUGUACGGGCGAGCCAAGACAACAUCGAAGCGAAGCGAGUGACGCGUUGUUGGUAAGCGUCGUCGUCUUGACACACCAACAAGCGUGAAGAGACACCGUCGUUUGCCAGGUCGAUGGCUGUCUUGCGUUUCAUUGCACUCUGCUCCUGUCUCGUGCUUAUCUAUAAGCGAUACUUUGACUGGGUGUCAGUGGACGAGAGCCGAGAGAUUCUAGUAGCAGAGUUCAUUCGCCUCGAUAAGGACAUGGUUAUGCGGCUUACCUACUUACUUUCUUUGCCUAGCUAGGUACGUUGAAGUUUGAACUACGGUAGCGCUGGGCUCCAUCGCUCACAUGGCAUUCUUUCUAGCGUCAUCAGCCAUCCAGUAUCCAGUGAGCCAGGAUCGGAAGCCAACAUACUGCGGCACCACAAACACCAUUACCGGCAUUCCAUCUCCGGGUUUGUACUGCACUGUGUGUCCGUCCCUCCUCUUGUCGGGAUCGAUACGACUUUCCUGACCAUGUCAUUGCUGUCGGGCUUCUCCAAAUUCCAGCUCCUUCUGGCGUGCUAUUCUGUGUCCACGAACCCACGCUUAUUAGGUAUUACUCGACCAAAGGACUGUUGUUGGAACCGCAAUGGCGAUGAUCACCUGAGCAAGUGAUCGAUGAUACACAUGGCGCUUCUUAGUUCUAGCUUUCGAAGCUUGGGAAGGCGCCGGCUGCUGAUCAUCGUUCUUGGGAUAGAGUUCGCUAUGUUGGCGCAAAGCGGCAAGCCGGCGCUCGGGUACUAACUAAUGCAGAGGUACUGUACAGUUGAGAGUGUGCUCAUCACGAGAGUCUCUCCAUUGUUAGGAGGGCAACAGCAACAGCAGCAGUGGCUGGCAGGUUUGUUGAUGAAGAUUUGUCUUGGCGUCAAAGUUAAACCCAGAACUGAUGCUUCUUGUCGGCAGUUGAUCAAUCCAGCAGUGAUCGAAUUACUGAUGUUUGGCCUGAUCAGUCAUUCGUCUUCUUGGCUCAACAUUAAAGGUUAUGAUAGCACACGUCUUGCGUCUUAGUGUGCGUCGGGACUCAAUGGCUGCAAAAGAGCUAACUUAUCCUGCCUCUGUCUUGUUGGGACGAGUAUUACGGUUUCUACUCCGUAACAUGGGCAUUUUAGACACUGGAUACCGGAAUCCGUCAUUCCCCAGUAUUAUUGUAUGCAUAUUCUUAUGUCUGGAUCCGCUGAAUAAGUCACCAAGUAGAGAAAUGGUCGAUUAACAACAUCACUACAUUAAUCAUUCUGCUAUGCAUCCAAGAACAGUGUUAUGUCGUGUUAUGCCAGCAGUGGUAGGUAGUUGAUAAGCACCCACAGUCACUCAUCAUCAUGCAGCAUCCAUUCCUUCGGCGUGCCAGUUGCACCUUGUUGGUUACAACUAGGGUCGCAUGACUCAAAAACGGACAGGUUCGUUCUGAGUUGGCUGCAGUAUGUCUGUACUAGGGACGUUGGAAAGAGGAGAGAGCGACAACCUACAGUGCCCUAGACCGGGCUGGGGUUCAGCUGUGACGAAGCAACUGCCAAAGGUCGUCGCUGGUAUUAGACAGUGAUUUCCUACAUGCUCUGUUCUGUGUGAGCCCGGUAGUCUACAGUACAUAUGUCAUUGGAGUGUUGAUCUCGGAUUGGUCAGUGUGACAAGGGCCUCGGGCUUUUGAAUAUCGAGGGUUUUUGGUUUAUUUAUUGGUCAAUCCUGGUAAGUCCAUGGAAACCGACGGGGAUAAGUCGGAUGUGUUUGUUCUUGAAACAAUGGAAGAUAUCGAAGCUGGAGAGUCCAAUCAGGUGCACGAGAUUGUGGCAGCAACUCUCUCUGAUUGAGAUGACUGUUUCAGAUGCAUAUUGCUUGUUUGUUCUGGAACGAUGUUGGAAGCUUCGAGUUGUUUGAAAAGCAAACGCCUUUUACUGUUAUCGGCCAUGAACAGCUGCAACUCUGUGAUGGUUGAAUAACUCGUUGAACCACAGAGCGUAACAUUGGCCCUCAACAUACCCAGGCGCUUCAAGUACUAAGGCAGUACAAGGAUCAAGAUACGGCUGGUCUCUCAACACCUAGUCAGUGGGCUGACGUACGAUCUGCUGCAUCAAUGAAUCGUUGUUUUGGUAAUUAAACAAUGCUAUUGUAAGCAAGCGGUUAUCGGCUGCACGGUUGUACGGCUACACGGACUCCGGCUCUAGGCAUUGUAUAGGAAAUGCAUGGUUAGUCUGAAGACUCGAUAGGGCUGACUUGUAUGAGUGGGCAGCUCUUUAUAAUGGAUGCCCAGCAAUAUAUAUGCUUAUUAUAUGGUGAAAUUAACUAGGACGAUUGAUAAUAUAUCGUACUACCUAAACAGACCUAGAAUAAUAUAAUACUUUACCCUCGA